Vombatus ursinus (common wombat) is the source of this 1841-nucleotide messenger RNA. RefSeq names its product TAFA chemokine like family member 5 (gene TAFA5). The record is from RefSeq and is a predicted model, not a curated record. Gene Ontology annotation, biological process: G protein-coupled receptor signaling pathway. Lineage: Eukaryota; Metazoa; Chordata; Mammalia; Diprotodontia; Vombatidae. The transcript has 4 exons. Gene Ontology annotation, molecular function: receptor ligand activity; G protein-coupled receptor binding. The coding region runs from base 1 to 399 and encodes 132 amino acids.
AUGGCGCCAUCCCCCAAGAGGAGCCGCCGGAAAGAUGCCAACGCCUUGCCGAGCAUGUCCUCAACUUUCUGGGCUUUCAUGAUCCUGGCGAGUCUGCUGAUCGCCUACUGCAGUCAGUUGGCUGCUGGAACCUGUGAGAUUGUGACUCUGGACAGAGAUAGCAGCCAGCCCCGAAGGACUAUUGCACGGCAGACUGCUAGAUGUGCUUGUAAAAGAGGACAGAUCGCCGGCACGACGAGAGCGCGGCCAGCCUGCGUGGACGCACGAAUCAUAAAAACCAAGCAGUGGUGUGACAUGCUUCCCUGUUUAGAAGGAGAAGGCUGUGACUUGUUAAUCAAUAGAUCCGGCUGGACCUGCACCCAGCCUGGAGGACGGAUAAAGACAACCACGGUCUCCUGACAGCUGCAGCAUGAGCGAGCGUGUGACCUCCUGGGGACGACGGCUUUAGGCUCCGCAUGAGCUCCCUACCGUAGUCCAGUUCCUCCCGCCGUGGAUCAUCGCCCGCGUAUGUCCCUCCCCUCCACCGUCUGUUUCUCUGUUUCUCAUCAAAGACAGCCUCAUUCUUCGACUGAUGCCGUGCGCUAAAGUCUGUCUGGCCAUCCAAGGAGCACCGAACUAGGGACCAGAGGGAGCGAGAGAUGCUUGGGCAUUAGCAAUACCCAGUCCGUGGUGAGCGCCCGUCCCCAGGGUCCACUCAGCUGCUGGACUCAAUGUGACCCACAUGGUGUAAUGGAGGCGUCGCCUGCAGAGAAGAGUCCAUCCAACCUUAGAGAAGACUGUUUUGUCUACGGGGGGGUCACUCAGGCGCAAGAGAGAGUCUCUCCUCGUGCCCUGGACUGUCUGAGUCGCUUUUAUUUUCUUAUACUUUCAGUAUAUACAAUAGACCAAAGAGCAAAAUCUAUUUUAAAGAGGACACAAUCUCAUUGUUAAAGUUAUCCGGGUUCAAUUGUAGAGGGGAGGUCGGGGUGGGGGGAGGGAGCAGAGACAUGAAUGAAUCGUGUUGUCGUCGAGCGAGCUGGGCCCUUGCUGUCCAGCAGGCGUCUUUACCGAGGCGUCUUUACCGAGCGAGCGCUGCAGUCUGUAGUCACAGGAACUGCGCCUAAAGACAAGAUUUGCCUCUGAAGAAUGCAGACAGAGCCUGGAGAGUCAGGAGCGAUGUUCUAGACACACGCAAACAGACUUCCACAGAACACAGACUCACCGCCACUGUGUAGCCACCUGCGCCGUGGCCGUGGCCCCUUUAUCCCUCUGUACUUAGAUUGACUUUAUCGUACUAAAAAUCAUUUUCCGUUUUAACCAGUUAAACAUGCCUCUUCUACCGUUCCAUUUUUGAUAGUUGGAUAAUCCAGUAUUUGCAAAGAGCAUGUUUGGUCUCCUGUGACCUCUGUCUCAUCCGAUGCACCAUUUAGCACCAGAAAGCAAAUUAAAGAAAAAACAAAAAAACAAAAAAGAAACAAAAAAAAAACAGUAACACUUGUUUGAAAGAGAUCAUUAAAUGUAUUUUGAAAAUCCUAAAGUUAUAUAUUUAACAGUUUUUAUAUGUUGUAUAUUUGUAGAGAAUACUAUUUAACAAUUAACGUGGUAGCUCUCGCAGGCCUGAUGAACCGUCCAACUCCCACUGGGCUUUCUAAAGCCUCCAGUCUGGGGAGUGACCACACCACGCAGGAUGUGAAGCAUGGCCAGGGAGGAGCCUUUCGGAAAGUCACCAAUCCUGCUGUUUAUAUCACAUAAAGGCAUCCAACCAUCACACUGGUGGAAGAUGGGGCUUCUUUUAGGUUUGUCUUUGGAAUUGGGGGGGUUGCUCUCUGUACUGGUCAAAUUUGGGUGUAAAAUAUUUUAAU